UGUGCAAGUGGAUGCUUCUCUGGAUAGGUAUUGGUGUGCCGUGUGACACCGGUUUCCUGGUGUUACAGGUGCGUUUACCUAACUGCACUAUCCAUGGAAGACAACGAAAUAGAAGCCGACAGCCUCGUGGGUGCUGAAGAUUCAAAUGGAGAUUCCACUGAGAGGAAACCAAAUAUGUUCAGACAGGAAAUUUUUACACUGAUCUCGACAGCAUCUGUAAAUUUUAGCUCAAUGAUUUGCUAUUCCAUACUAGGCCCAUUUUUCCCCAAAGAGGCCGAGCAGAAAGGGAUCAGUGAGACUGUAAUUGGAUUGAUAUUUGGAUGCUUUGCCCUGUGUGAUCUGUUGGGAUCUUUAGUCCUUGGAAAAUUCAUUGUUCAGAUAGGAGCAAAAUUUAUGCUUUGUGCUGGAUUAUUUUUAUCUGGAGGGUGUACUAUUCUUUUUGGUCUGCUUGAUAAAAUCCCAAAUGAAAUACCUUUUAUAUUGAUGUGCAUUAUAAUAAGAUCCAUUGAUGCUGUUGGCUUUGCUGCUUCAAUGACCGCAUCUUUUGCCAUCAUUGCCAAGGCUUUUCCAAAUAAUAUAGCAACAGUAUUGGGAAGCUUGGAGAUUUUUUCAGGUCUUGGACUUAUACUGGGUCCUCCAUUAGGUGGUUUUCUUUACCAGUCCUUUGGUUACGAGAUUCCAUUCAUUGUGCUGGGAUUUGUUCUCAUAUUGAUGGUGCCUCUGAACAUUUAUGUUUUGCCGUCCUAUGAUGCUACACCAAGUAAUGGUUCUUUUUGGAGGCUCUUUACCCAGCCAAAAGUUUUGCUUCUUUGCUUUUUGAUAUUUUCCAUGAGUUCAUGUCUCAGUUUUCUGGACCCAUCUAUAUCACUUUUUGUCAUUGAAAAGUUUAACUUGCCUGUUGGGUAUGUAGGACUAGUAUUCCUUGGGUUAGAAUUAUCUUACUGUUUGUCUUCACCUUUGCUGGGCAUUGUUAGCGAUAAAAUGCCUAAAAGUAGAAUAUGGCUUAUGGUGAUUGGUGGCAUUGCAACAGCACUUGUCUAUUGUUUUCUGGGACCUGCUCCAUUUCUUCAUUUAAAAAGGUUGUGUAUACACCCGCUAUGGCUGUUUGUCUUGAUGCUGGCCCUGCUGGGAUUUUCAAUUAGUAUGACUUGCAUCCCCAUCCUUCCAGAAAUCUUCAAGUGCUCAUAUGACUAUGGAUUUCCAGAUGACUUAAGCACUCUGGGCAUUGUGUCUGGUAUGUACGGUGCAGUAUGGUCUUCUGGGAAUUUCUUUGGCCCAACUCUUGGUGGAUUUCUGGUUGAAAAGUUCAAUUUUGAGUGGGCUGCAGCUGCUCAAGGAGGGCUUGUAUUUAUAUCGGUACUUUUAUUAGGAAUCUGCUACUUUGCAGAGCCCUGUUUCAGAAGACCUGCUCCUUCAAGUAUUGAAGAAAGUGAAGAAAGAGCAUCCUUACUUUCUAAUCACAUUUAAUGUUUGAGUUUAUGUUAAUUGUGAUACUGUUAUGUUAAGUUAAUUUCGUUUUCAGCUUAUUUUAAUGUGAUUUGCUUUUCUGAACCAAAUAGUGAAAAAGGUCAGAUGUUUAUAAAAGAAGUAGCUGGGUUGUUCAAGUUUGUUUUAUUCUUUUUUUCCCUACUAUAUGUAAACUGUUGAAAAGAAUGACCCUGGUAAAAUCUUACUCCCCAGAAUGGAGUUUAGCAGUCAACUUCAGACCAUAAUAUUCUGAUGCUGUCUGAUUUGAUCAAGACAAUGUUAAAACUUGCAUGCAUGUGGUCUGAAUAUGGAAGACUGAAUGUAAACAAUGCUAUUGAAAGCAUUACAAAUUGUUCUUAAGCAUAGGAGAACUGACAGAUUUUGUUGGUGUGCUACAUAAUAAUAAGGUUAAUGGUCUUUUAAAAAUAUAGGGAUAGUACUACACAAGAAUCAGAUGUAAUUUGGGGAAUUGUUCUUAAAAUGUGACAUUGUGCUAAUCCUGCACUAUACUUAAGAAUGCACAAUGAAUAAGGCAUCACAACUGUAGAUCUUGUAUAGUGCUGACCUAUUUAUUAAAUAUAUUUUAUAUACUGUAAAUCGUUUUGUUAGUUAAAACAUCAGCUGCUAUUUAAACUUUUCAUAACUGAAAAAUGUUUUUACUGGAAUGAACAAGUGUCAUUCCUAGUUAUCUAAGAGUAGCUCACAGUUCUUAAUGUGAACUGAACUCCCAAGUCAUCCUUUUACAUUUUAGUUAUGAUCACUGACUUAAAUCAGUCAGCAUUUGUAGAAGCUAUUGGAUGUUUCUUCUUUUCUACAGAUAUAACUUUGUUGUCAUAAGACAAAGAAUACUAAACUUUGCUGCUUACUUGUAUGAGAAUAUAUUCUUAUGUUGUGCCUAAGUCAAGCCCUUUGCACGCGUAAAGCAUGCUGUUUACAGAGUCAUACGGUAUAUUGUAGAGGAGUCCACUUAUUCCAAAGAAGUACGCAGGGCAGGAGACAUGGACCCAAAGUAGUGGAAGUGUUAUUCUGGGAAAGCUGUAGUUUAAAAAAUAGAUAAUUACACAAUAUACUUGUGUUUGUAAUUAAAAGUUAAAAUCAUUUGUGUAACUAUGGAGAGGAGGCCAGAAUUUAAAGUAAGGUAUUAUACUAAAAAAUGUUUAGUUUUGAAAUUCUAAAGCAAAGGCACUAUUUUCUGUGUACGGCAAUUAAUUGAAUUAUAUCCUUGGUGCUGAAAAUGUUUAUGUUGUAAUGUUAAUUAAUCAGUAAUGCAUCAUUCUAGCAGGAGUGCUGCAGAUACGUAGCAGGCCCAGAAAUUACAUGCUAGUUUAACAUUAACUAGUACUGUGUAACCCAAAAGCCAGAAAGUCGAAACUACUCUUAAACUGAGCCUGAUGCACUGAAAAAAGUUUGGUAAUGAUUCGAACUUAAUAUUUUCAAUCUGAACCAAUAUAAUUCUUUUUAGCCUAUUGAUCCCACAAUUUUUAAGUUGAGGCA
This is a messenger RNA of Polypterus senegalus (gray bichir), 2961 nucleotides long. RefSeq names its product MFS-type transporter SLC18B1-like. The record is from RefSeq and is a predicted model, not a curated record. Gene Ontology annotation, molecular function: transmembrane transporter activity. NCBI's taxonomy places the organism in Eukaryota, Metazoa, Chordata, Cladistia, Polypteriformes, Polypteridae. Gene Ontology annotation, biological process: transmembrane transport. The transcript has 14 exons. The coding region runs from base 94 to 1467 and encodes 457 amino acids.